Messenger RNA from Podospora anserina S mat+, 678 nucleotides. RefSeq lists its product as uncharacterized. The transcript has 3 exons. The coding region runs from base 1 to 678 and encodes 225 amino acids. Lineage: Eukaryota; Fungi; Ascomycota; Sordariomycetes; Sordariales; Podosporaceae. Gene Ontology annotation, biological process: endosome transport via multivesicular body sorting pathway; late endosome to vacuole transport; protein transport. The record is from RefSeq and is a predicted model, not a curated record. Gene Ontology annotation, cellular component: multivesicular body; ESCRT III complex.
AUGAAUAUCCUAGAAUGGGCUUUCGGCAAGCGCAUGACGCCGGCCGAGCGUCUGCGCAAGAACCAGCGACUCCUCGACAAGGCGAUCAGGGAAUUGGACCAGCAGCGCGUCAAGCUGGAGAAGCAGGAGAAGGCUCUCGUCGCCCAGAUUCGCCAGAGCGCCCAGAAGGGCCAGAUGGGUGCUUGCAAGAUUCAAGCAAAGGAUUUGGUUCGCACCAGACGAUACAUUGACAAGUUCUACGGCAUGAAGAGCCAGCUGCAAAAGAUCUCCCUCCGCCUCCAGACCUACCGCACGAACGAGCAGAUGAUGCAGGCGAUGAAGGGUGCUACGAUGGCACUUGGGAGCAUGAACCGUACUAUGAACCUUCCCUCUCUCCAGCGAAUCGCCAUGGAGUUUGAGCGGGAGAACGACAUCAUGGAGCAAAGGCAAGAGAUGAUGGACGAUGCUAUUGAUGAUGCCAUGGACGUCGGUGCUGAAGAGGAGGGUGAUGAGAUUGUGGAACAGGUCUUGGAGGAGAUUGGUGUAGACUUGAGCCAAGCACUCGGCGAAACACCUUCAGGUCUCCAGUCCCAAUCCGUGCCGGAGACCAAGAUUGCGCAGGCGGUUGGAGGAGGAGGCGGCGGAGCAGAUCCCGGGGACGACGACCUACAAGCCCGGCUGGACAGUCUCAGACGAUGA